AUGGUGACGAAAUUCGGAGAACCCGAUUUGUUUAUCACGAUGACAUGUUCGCCUAAAUGGAGAGAAAUCCAAGAAAAUCUUAGUCCCGGUCAAGUUCCACCGGACCGUCCAGAUCUUAUUGCGCGUGUGUUUAACAUGAAGGUAGUAUUUUUUGACAUCGAAGAACGAUUAUGGAGGUAACUUUAGACUGAAAUGAAAAUUUUCAAUGAAAAAAAUUUAUUCAGGAUGGGAAGAUACAUUGAUGAUCUCAUUAAAAGACCAGAAAAUUUUAUUGCUAUAGAAUCGAUUGAUAUUACUGAUAAUGUGAAAUCGGCAAGCAGCGUUGUCUGCACAUCAUGGACUGGAAUAGCGUCCACCUUGCUACCCAAAGAAAGAACAUCCGCAAGUCUUUUCAAGUUGAAUAUAUCAAAUGAUUAUAAAACAAGUUCUCACCAAAGAAAUACCAAAGAUUCCAAAAAACUUCAAAAUGUGGAUGUUAUUAUAUGGAAUAUAUGUAGUCAAAUACCGGCUAACGCUUUGGAGGCUGUUGAUAUACUUCUUCGAGAUUUAUGUUCAAAUGAGAAAUAUUUUGGUGGAAAGUGA
Messenger RNA from Caenorhabditis angaria, 582 nucleotides. The record is from the annotation of a GenBank genome assembly. Lineage: Eukaryota; Metazoa; Nematoda; Chromadorea; Rhabditida; Rhabditidae.